Nerophis lumbriciformis (worm pipefish) is the source of this 1347-nucleotide messenger RNA. It is a transcript of the gene emc2, whose product is annotated as ER membrane protein complex subunit 2. Gene Ontology annotation, molecular function: protein binding. The record is from RefSeq and is a predicted model, not a curated record. NCBI's taxonomy places the organism in Eukaryota, Metazoa, Chordata, Actinopteri, Syngnathiformes, Syngnathidae.
CCACGCCCACCAUUAAAGCCUGGAUGACGUAGGGCAAGUCUGUUGUCAAAAAUAAAAAAUGGCGUCGGUUUCAGAAAUGUACGAUGUCGGCUGGGAAGAGAUGAGAGACAAGCUGCGCAAAUGGAGAGACGAGAACUGCAGAAACAGCGAGCAAAUAGUGGAUGUUGGUUCAGAACUCAUCAGUGAACAUUCAUCGAAACUGGGGGAUGACAUAUGGAUUAUUUAUGAGCAGGUGAUGAUUGCAGCUUUGGACUGCAGUCGGGACGACUUGGCUCUGACCUGUCUACAGGAACUGAGAAAGCAGUUUCCAGAUAGCCACAGAGUGAAGCGAUUAUCGGGCAUGAGGCUGGAAGCUUUGGAAAGGUACGACGAGGCCAACAAGCACUAUGAUGCCAUUCUUCAGGAUGACCCCACAAAUACGGCUGCAAGAAAACGUAAGAUCUCUAUACUGAAGGCCCAGGGGAAGAGCACUGAAGCCAUUCGGGAACUCAAUGAGUAUUUAGAGCAGUUUGUUGGGGACCAAGAAGCAUGGCACGAGUUGUCAGAACUAUACAUCAAUGAACAUGACUAUGGAAAAGCUGCAUUUUGUCUUGAGGAGCUGAUGAUGACCAAUCCUCACAAUCACUUGUAUUGUGAGCAGUAUGCUGAGGUGAAGUACACUCAGGGAGGGCUGGAAAACUUGGAGCUGUCCAGAAAAUAUUUUGCCCAGGCUCUCCGACUGAACAACAGAAACAUGAGAGCAUUGUUUGGUCUCUACAUGUCUGCAAGCCAUAUUGCCGCAAGCCCAAAGGUUAGUGCCAAAGUGAAGAAGGACAACAUAAAGUAUGCUGCUUGGGCUGCCACUCAGAUAAACCGAGCAUACAAGUUGGCUGGCCGUGGUUCCAAGGAGAACAAAUGCUCCUUGAAGGCAGUGGAGGAGAUGCUGGAAUCCAUGCAGAUAACCAUGUCCUAGAUGCCCUCCAGCCAUACGUUCCUCCCUUUUCAUGUUGGUGACCACACACUCUUGAAUCCAUAUGGCAGCUCACAUAGCCCAAUGACCUAAAGCAAAACUUUAAUAUAUUUUAGAUUUUUUUGUCUUCUUUCAAGUUUCUGGUUGGUAUUUGACUGAAAUGAAUAUGGACAAUGGGAGACCACCACCCACACACACACACACACACACUCAUCUUGUAUAUUUAGGGCCAACUUCCAAGUUGUUUAACACUGUCUUAACCUUUCCCGGUAACACCAAUGCAACCAGUAAAGAUGGCAAGCUGUACAGUAAAUGGUAUUUAUACAGACUACCCUGAUGGAAAAACUUGCCUUUCAGUCAAGCUUGUUAAAAUGUCUUAAUAAAAAGUGAACUCAUUA